CUUGUUUGCUCAGUGAUUGUGGUCUUGGGCGAAGGGAAGGUCCUCACGUAUGGGGCCCCGUCGCACUUUCUGGUUCAAUCCCCAGCUCGAAGCACGGGGCGACCGAUUGCGGCGGCUGCCCCUGCCUGUGUUGCCGUUCCCCACACAGAUUGCCCGAGCGCGCGAGCGGGCCGGGUGCCUCAUGGAGGAGAUGGGCUCCUGGAUCGCGGAGAGCCCUCAUUGCGGGAGCUCCCCAGGCGGGAAGUCGGGGUCCUGGCUGAGCGGGAGCGACUGCAGGACCACCGUCGGCUCCACGGCAGGGAGCACGGGCGAGGCCUCGAAUGGGAGCGCCUGGGGCGUCCUGGGCAACUCACGGCAGGCGGGCGGAGACCUCAAGGGACACAGCUUGCGCGGCAUCCUCGAACGCGCGGCACGCCGCUCUGGCGCGCCCGCGGCCAGCAUGCGGCACCCUCCGAAGCUCCUCCCGGAGGAGGACGAACGCGAGGCGGAGUCGUCCUCGGACGAGCAGGAGGGCGGCCUGCCGCUUGCGGGCGCCGCGCCGCUGGCCCCCCGCAGGCUCUGGACCGCGCUGUCGCUCCUGCGCCAGUCCCCCGGCGAUCCCGGCGCCGCGGGGGCGCAGGGGGCGCCGAGCCCGCCCGAGGGGGCCGGGCACUCGGACGGCCGCCGCGGGCCCGCGCCCGGAGGCCCGCCGCGCGGGGCGGCCCGCUCGAGGGGCCCCGGGGAGGCGCCGGGCCAGUCACAGCGCCUGGCCGCCUUCGCGCCGCCCCCGCGCGAAGGCCUGCGCGCAGCGCCGCAGGGCCCCCGCAAGCCCGCGGGGCCGCGCCCCGAGCGGGCGCGCCUGCGGCGGGCGUGCUGGGCCGAGCUGGAGAGCGGCGGGGGCCCCGAGCACGGCGACGACCCCGCGGGCGCCGCGGGCGAAGGGGCGCAGGGGCCCCGGGCCAUCCUCGGCCUGAGCCCGCGGGGCGCCUCUGAGGGCCCGCUGCCCUCGGGCCAGGGCCCCGCGGGCGCCGCGGGGCUGGAGGGCGCAGAGGCCGCAGGUCGGAGGCCCUGGCCCUGAGACGGACCCGAGCCUCGACCUGGCGCCGCAGGCCAGAGGCCCCGACCUCUGAUCUGACUCGCCAACGGCCGCUUAGGGCGGACCUGAGGAGGAGUCCCCGCCGACCCAUGAUCCCUGAGAUGGGCCCGAGUGGCCCCCGCCCCUGAUCUGACCCCAGGCCCCUGUAAGGACGGAGAGCGGGCUGGGCCACGAUUCCCGGAUCUCGAGUGCACAAAACAAGGGCACAGAGCAUCACAUUCAAAACAUCGGAGCGCUGGCUGUCCCAGCCCCUGGCGUCGUGGCUUCACGAGGCGUGUGCCUCGUUUUUUCUGGGUCGUCGGUCGCCCACGCGGCCGUCGGUCUCUCCCUCGGCGGAUUUCCGCCCCAUUUUCCCGCAUGCUUUCGCUGUAGAGUUAUGAUGUUCCAGCCAUCGUUUGCCUCGAGCAGUAGAAAGAAUUUCGUGCACCAGGAGGGUUUCGAGACUGAAGGUUUUUCGCGUCGCGGGCUCUGGGAGGCGAUACUCGUUCGACACUUCGCCAGCGUGUCGGGCAGACACUGUUUCGAUAUUGUUUUGAGUACUCCAAAUUGGUUACUUUGGGAUGUGGUCCUUAAAUACGAUGGGAACAACAUACCUGUAGAUAGCAAGCCAUCAUGUGGCCAACUUCACCGGGACGUCAUCAGAAUUCGUAUUUUGCUUUUCCGUCCAUCGUUGCGAACCUCUUGAUGGGCCCAUAGCGACGCUCGUGGGCCUGGCCCGACGCCGGGCCACGUCUGGAGCAAGUGUCGUUCUGGCAGUCUUGUUCCAUAGUGAGGUAUGGUUUGCGGCCUACCUUGCCACUUGUGCAGGGGCCCCUCCGGUUUACUUUCCUUCGCAGUCGUUUUGUGCCCCGGAGGGCUUCGUUGAGACGAGUUCCGUGUGAUUGUAUCCUGCCCCAUGUUUUUCCUCUCCCUCGUUCUCUCUCUUUUUUUCUCUCUCUCUCUCUCUCUCUCUUUCUCUCUCUCUCUUUCUCUCUUUCUGCUGUGGCCGUUAGUGGUCGGAGCGCUUUCCUUGAGCGUCUGAGAGUAAAUUUACUUCAGAUGCUCAGGCUCGAGUUGCAAAGCGGGUAGCCCUCGCGACGUGCGACGUUUAAGUUGAGUAGUUGUUGGGCCUCGUCACAGCGGGGCGUUUGUUGCACUCUGUCUUGUCCUCACCGCCGUCUGCCUACACACCUGUAGAGGCCGACGUGCGCGAGACGGUCGAGGGCCGAGUUACGACGAGUCUUGGGACAUAAAGGUCCCCAAGAGGCUUUUUUGUUUACUGAAGAGCGCGAGAGCGCAGGGGGUGAGGCGUCCCCCCGCUCGAGACUGUGCAAUCGAGCGGGGGCGACGGGCAGCCAGCGUGCUCGCACACACCAUGCACACCACAAGAAAAGGCGAUACCCCAAGGCUCGGGUACUAGGGCAGGCUGCGUAACCUGCACCGCCAAGCACGAGAAACGCAAGGUGGCAGUGUUGCCACCAAGAGAAAAAAGCUGACCAUGCUGGAUUAUUUGAAACGUCGGUAUGACAAGUACGCCCCUUCGGGCGACGCCUGCGGUAGUGCUCUCCUGCUCCAU
Messenger RNA from Prorocentrum cordatum, 2630 nucleotides. The record is from the annotation of a GenBank genome assembly. Lineage: Eukaryota; Dinophyceae; Prorocentrales; Prorocentraceae.